CUCACCACGAAAAAGGGAGUGGCCACAAAAACUCUAUUAACGAGCAAAUCUCUCUUUUUAUAUAAGUGUGGACUUCGAAAAAAUAUUGAGUAUUUUUGUGCAUAGUUUGCAGGCAGUGAAUUCAGUUUUGAAGACGUUUAGUUGUAUACUACAAGGAUCAUAAAAGGAAAGUACAAACACUCAAAAGUGCUCAUGGCGUCUUCUGAUAAUGAAAAUUAUGCAACCAAAUUUGUGAAUGUCCUUGAUAUAAUACAAGACAAGCCAGCAGCAGCAACAGAAGAAGAAGAAGAAGAAGCAGCAGCGGCAGCAACAAAAGGAGGAGGAUAUAGCUUUGAAUUUGGUUCGUCGCUAUCCCGAAUUAGCUAUGUCAAAAUUAGACGAUGGUAAGUACGCCUUGCAAGCUAUGGCUUACAGUGCGUCAGCAUUCUCAAGUGGUAGUCGCCUGAAUCGUUGGCAACACUUAAUCUAUUCUUAUGUUCCUGUGAAGUUGGAAAACUAUGGAGAUCAAGACCACAAUAGAAGUGACAUGGAAAAUCCAGUUAACAACUCUCAAGUUAUUAUACAGAAAUGCAGCUGGGUUCAAAUUUUGGGGCCAAACUUCUCCAAUUCUGUUAGCCAAAAUUUGCAGGCCAUGCUUUGGAAAGUCCUUGAAUUAUUAGUGCCUCACAUAAAGCAUGUCCAAAAGCAAAAAUUGAUGCACCUUCAAGCAAUUCAACUAGUUAAAUGCUUGUGUGAGAAAAUUAGAUCUUCAAGUGACUCAAAUGCUUAUGAAUCACUUUGCAAGCAUGUAAUCCUUACAGCUGCAAGGUUAGGGAUUCAUGAGGUUGUUGAAGAGAUUAUUGAAUCAUUUCCUAGAGCAGUCUGGUCAAUGGACGCAGAUAAUCAUAACAUAUUUCAACUGGCUGUUAUGUAUCGUUGUGAAAAUAUUUUCAACCUCAUUUAUCAAAUGAGUGGGUAUAAACAAACUGUUAUGAUGUUAAUGGACGAUUCUAUGAACUCUAUACUGCACUUGGUUGGACGACUGGCACCUCUUGAUAAACUCAAUCUUGUUCCGGGUGCAGCUUUGCAAAUGCAACGUGAGUUACAAUGGUUUAAGGAAGUGGAGAAAUUUGUAAGACCAUGUUACAAAGAGAUGCCAAAUGCAAGUGGUGAAAUUCCUUCAAUGAUAUUUACUAGAGAACACAAAAAUUUAGUAAUAGAAGGAGAAAAAUGGAUGAAAGACACUGCGAAUUCCUGCACAAUAACAGCAGCACUCAUUGCCACUAUAGCAUUUGCAGCUGCAAUAACUGUUCCAGGUGGCGACAAUGGCACAAGUGGAAUUCCAAUUUUCUCCAAUAACAAAGCAUUUACUAUCUUUGCCACUUCGGAUGCAAUCUCUUUAUUUACAUCCACUGCUUCUCUAUUGAUGUUCUUGUCCAUCCUCACUUCACGUUAUGCAGAAGAUCUCAUCUCUUCAACAUUUGGCCGUGGCAUUUUUGGCAAGCAAAGUGAUCGGCCAUUUUAUUAGUUACCAUCACCAACAAGGUGAAGAAUUCCAAUCACGUAUCAUUUUUGGUUUCUUCAAUCAAGGCUCAUAGAUAUAUGAAAAUUCUCUGUUCUUGUCGUAUAUCAUUACUCUAUAGAAGUCAUUCUCUAGGGGGGACCCAAAUAUAAUCGUAUCUAUUAUAAGUGUGACUUGAAAUCUGUUGCUACCUUUUUAUCUUGAGAAUGUCCUAAACUGUUAGAUAACUAUAAUUAAAUCCAUGAAACUAUUUGUCAA
Camellia sinensis is the source of this 1759-nucleotide messenger RNA. The record is from RefSeq and is a predicted model, not a curated record. Lineage: Eukaryota; Viridiplantae; Streptophyta; Magnoliopsida; Ericales; Theaceae.